Sardina pilchardus (European sardine) is the source of this 1043-nucleotide messenger RNA. It is a transcript of the gene pdzk1ip1, whose product is annotated as PDZK1 interacting protein 1. Lineage: Eukaryota; Metazoa; Chordata; Actinopteri; Clupeiformes; Clupeidae. Bases 139 to 450 code for a protein of 103 amino acids. The transcript has 4 exons. The record is from RefSeq and is a predicted model, not a curated record.
GUGCUCUGUGGACAGAUUUUCACAUGAGUAACUAAUAUUUGAGAGGCGAGGGCAAAAAUACACACUCUGAGAAAGCUCAAAGACAUAAUCUAUUUACAGUAAACCAUUGCUAUAGAAUACUGCUUUUGAUUCUCAACAAUGAGGAGGGUAUUUCUUAUAUUUUCCGGGUUCCUGGUAAUAUUGGGUGUGGUUUCAGCUCAAACAGAGACAACGCACAGAACACUGCCUAACUGGUUGACUGGGAUUGUUGCUGUUGUGGUUUUCCUCUUUCUGGUCUUUGUUGCUUUUCUUGUUAACAAAGCCUGGUGCAGUGGGAGCAGGCUGGAAAGUAAGGUGGAUGCUGGAACCUCAAAUGAGUAUGGAAUGACUAAUGGAUCCACUUGGAGUGCUGACAAUGCAUGUAUGAACAAUGCAAGUGAUGGCACCGAAGACAAAGUUACAGUCAUGUGACAUGAUCCACUCAUCUCUGGGGACCUCCAUCUGUGUCAUUUCUUUAAUCUCACUGAAAUAAAUAUAAUAAAUAUAAGCAUAAUAACUACAGGCUAACCACUACUUUAUGUUUUAAAACAAUUAUUUAAAAAAUAAAUGCUGUGAUGUAUUGGUGAAUAUCACUUAGAAUUGACCUUGUAGCACCUUGUCUCCUAGCCUGGAUGCCAGACCGAAGUUUAGCCCCGAGUAUGACGUCGUCAGGCUACUUGUCUCCACCAAUAUUUAAGUGAACUCUUUUGUGGUAUUUGGACUGAUUCCGACAGCCACACUGCAAAAAAGAAAAUCUGACCAAAUGUUAUUAAUGUCAUACCAAGACCUAAAAAAAAAAUUCCAAAAAAAAAAAUCCAUUUGGUGUUUUAGUAUGAAGAGACUUACUGUCUCGAAAGAUAAUUUUGACUUAAUUCAAGAAGACUUUUGACUGAUUUUAAGGAGUCUGAGUAGAAUUUUGAUUAUGUCAACGUUAGCCUAGAAUGGCCUCGUAGGCCUACCUAACUUUGUAUAAAUAUUUAUAUAUAUAUUCUGAAAAUAGAUGUUAUGAGUCGAUUUUAACCCCA